This is a messenger RNA of Lachancea fermentati, 1680 nucleotides long. The record is from the annotation of a GenBank genome assembly. NCBI's taxonomy places the organism in Eukaryota, Fungi, Ascomycota, Saccharomycetes, Saccharomycetales, Saccharomycetaceae.
AUGAUUUCAUCAAGCACUUGGGUCCCAAGAGGAUUUCCGUCAGAAUUUCCAGAGAAGUAUGAACUGGACGAUGAAGAAAUGGAAAGGAUCAACCAAUUGGCACAAUUAAACUUGGAGGAUGCUCAAGAGAAUCUUGAAGAAGCCCAAGAGGAUGGUGAAACACUCAAGGAGCAAGUUGAGCUUGAUGACGAUCUGAAAGAAUAUGAUUUGGAGCACUACGAUGAUGAUGACAAUGAAAGUGAUGGUGCCGAAGCAGCGAUGUUCCCAGGGCUCUCGGAUGAGGUUAAAUUCCACGAGGGAAAAGAUGGAGAGGACCCAUAUCUGACCAUGCCAAACCAGGACGAGGAUCAGCAAGAGAAGCAAGAGCUGCAGGUUUAUCCAACCGAUAAUAUGGUACUGGCGACCAGGACAGAAGAUGAUAUUUCCUACCUUGACGUAUACGUUUACGAUGAUGGUGCUGGUUUCCACGACUCAGAGAUUCCACAGGAAGCUGGCGAUAAUCAGGAUCCUGACGUCGCACGUGGUCUAGUACGUGACAGUUCUCUUUAUGUACACCAUGACUUGAUGCUUCCAGCUUUUCCUUUGUGUGUUGAGUGGGUUAAUUACAAGCCGGGUUCCAAUUCCGAGGAUCCAGCGAACUUUGCUGCAGUUGGUAGUUUUGAUCCACAGAUUGAGAUUUGGAAUCUCGACUGUGUGGAAAAAGCUUUCCCAGACAUGAUUCUUGGUGAGCCACAGGACAACUCGUCAGCCGCACUCAAAACCAAGAAGAAGAAUAAAAAGUCUAAAUCGAAGCACGUUACAACUCAUCACACGGAUGCUAUAUUGUCUCUUGCUCACAGUAAGCACUUCCGUGCUGUUUUGGCCUCGACCUCUGCAGACCAUACUGUUAAGCUUUGGGACUUGAACCAGGGUAACGCAGCUCGCUCUCUUGCAUCCGUUCACUCAAACAAAAACGUUUCGUCUUCCCAAUGGCAUCCUACAAGUGGCUCUAUUCUGCUAACCGGUGGUUACGACUCUCGUGUAGCUUUGUCUGACGUGAGAAUUGCAGAUGAUUCUCAAAUGAGCAAGUACUGGUCAGUUAUGUCAGGCGAAGAUAUUGAAUGUGUUCAAUUUGCAGAUGACAACGUUUUCAUGUGCGGUACAGAUUCCGGUAAUGUCUAUUCAUUUGAUUUAAGAAAUGGUGAGAAUAGCAAUCCACUAUGGACGCUAAAGGCUCAUGAUGCUGGCAUAUCAUCCCUCAAUGUGAAUUCUUUCAUUCCUAACAUGAUAAGCACUGCUGCCAUGGGUGAGAAAACAGUGAAACUGUGGAAAUAUGGUGCUAAUGGUCCAAGCAUGGUAUUGAGCCGUGAUUUUGGUGUGGGCAACGUGUUGACGACCUCCUUUGCUCCAGAUAUUGAGGUUGCAGGAACAAUUGUUAUUGGUGGUGUUAACAAGGGUUUGAAAUUAUGGGAUGUUUUCACCAACAGAUCCGUACGUAAGGGAUUCUCUGAAGAGUUAUCCUCUUUGCAAAAGAGAGCUCGUGAAGAAGCUACCAAGUUGGGAAAAGGAUCCAGAAUUGCUAGAAAGUAUACCAAGAAUGACAACCCCGAUACGGUUGUCACUAUUGAGGACCAGGGCGAAGAUGAAGAAGAAGGUGACGGAGAAGAGGGUGAAGGAGCGGAAUGGGAAGACAUGGAAUGA